AAGGUUGUUGUGAAACAAAUAUGGCGGAGAAAGGGGUCUGGCGACGUGAAGACUGCAUUGUUUUGAUAUCGUUAACAUUUAUCUUUGUAAACUUAUCUUUAUGUGCUGGUGAACUGAAGUGCCGAUGUGCUCCUUGCCAUCCAAAUGCAGUGAAUGACACCUGCAUUGCUAAGUUUCAGUGCUUCACGGGACUGAGGAAGGUAGUAGAGAAUGGGGAGACAGUGGAAAUCAUAAGUAUGGGGUGUAUGUCAGAGGAAGAAAACAGCAUACUUCAGUGUAAAGGCCAUCUAGUUCCUCAUCGUAUCCCUCGAACUGUGGAGUGCUGUAAUGAUGAAGAUUACUGCAAUGAAUAUCUGGACCCUUUCUAUGUAGAACAUAACAACACACAGAAAGGAGUGCCUGUUGGACAAGAUGACAUGAUAAACCUGACACACCUGGCUCUGAUUGUCUCUAUAACUUGCUGUUUUCUGAUAUUUGUACUUAUUGUCUCCUUGUUGUAUCUGAGACAUAAAAGACGAGAUGUGAAGAAGGAGCCAUUUAUGGGCGAUCAUGAGGAGCACAGUGAUUCCUUUAUGUGUGACUCGACAAAAGGCCUAAUUGACCAGUCUUCUGGUUGUGGAUCUGGACCGCCCACUCUGGUCCAGAGAACAAUAGCCAGGAACAUUCACUUGGUUAAAAGCCUGGGUAAGGGAAGGUUUGGGGAGGUCUGGAAAGGAUAUUGGAGGCAAGAGGAGGUCGCUGUCAAAAUCUUCUUUACCACAGAGGAGAGUACUUGGGCCAGAGAGACAGAGCUGUAUCAGUCAGUAUUACUGAGGCAUGAUGGGAUACUUGGUUACAUUGCAUCUGAUAUAAAGGGAACAGGGUCCUGGACUCAGCUGUUCCUAAUCACUGAUUACCAUGAAUACGGGUCCUUGUAUGACUACCUUCAGACACACAUCCUGGAUGUGGAAGAUAUGCUCAAAAUGGCACACACUGCUGCUUGUGGUCUUGGUCAUUUACAUUCAGAAAUAUUUGGAACAAAGGGUAAACCAGCAAUGGCCCACAGGGACAUCAAACCUAGAAAUAUUCUGGUGAAGGCAGAUGGAAGCUGUUGUAUAGCUGACCUAGGGCUGGCUGUGAGAUAUAUCAGCGAGUCCAAUGAAGUGGACCUGCCUUCAUCGUCCAGACAAGGGACAAAGCGUUACAUGGCUCCUGAAGUAUUGGACAACUCCGUCCGCAGAGAGCACUUUGAUGCCUACAAACAAGGAGAUAUUUAUGCUUUUGGACUUGUGUUGUGGGAAAUAGCAAGACGAUGCAUAUCUAAUGGUAUAGCUGAUGACUAUCAGCCUCCAUAUUUUGAGACUAUUCCUGCAGACUCUGAUCCUAGUUAUGAGGAAAUGAAGAAAAUUGUGUGUGUUGAAAAGAUGAGGCCAGGAUUCCCCAACAGAUGGUCAUCUAACGAGUAUUUAAAGAUGAUGGCACGCUUGAUGAGGGAAUGCUGGAGUCACAACCCGGGAGCUAGACUGACUGCUCUGCGCGUGAAAAAGACAUUGGGGGGAAUGAUUCUCCAGCUUAACAAAAGUGUCAAAUUGGACGAGGCGGAAAAGAUCACAGAAGUUACGAACAUGAUCAAAAACAGUGAGUGAUAUUGGUUUACGGAAAUAAGAACAUCCAUGGUUGUUAAAAUGAUCUUUUGUGCUGACAGAAGCAACCAUUCUGUUUGCCAAACGAAAAACAAACAGAAAAAAGGCAACAUUCUACAAGUGUACGGUGCCCUUUGUUGAAAUCCAUUGAAAAGGGAUGAAUUUUCUGUGCCAUUUAUUUGUAAGUGCAGAAGCUAAUGCAGCAGUUAUCCGGUUUUGAAUUGUUGUGAGCAAAUAUAAUUUGCUGCUUGUUUGUUUUGGCAGUCUUUUUCUUUUUAGAGCGGCUAUGUGGCAUUUUAGUUACACCAUAUUGAUUGACUUUAUAAUGUAUAAUAUUUUUGUAACCACUUUGUGAUAUGGCCAGUCUUGCUAACUUUAGUGGUGCUUAUAAGUAGUGAAUGCUAGAUCUGUAAUUUUCAUUUUUAAAGAAAAAAAAUGUUGUUUUAAAUGAAAGUGAAUGCUUUAUAGAAAAAUACCACUUAAUUAUAUUUUAAUAGUGUAGGAUACAAAAAAUUCAUGACAUUGGUGUAAAUGUAUAUGCAUCGAUGUGUGUUUGUAUUGUAUGACUGAAGUCAUUUUCAGUAUACAUCUGUACUGCGUGAUUUUUUUUUUCAAACUUAAUUGCUUCACUGAAAACUUGCUUAAGAAUUUUGUUUUGCAUUCCCUUACAACAAUGGGCAGCAAUUAUUCAGGAGACACCACUUCACAUUUAUCACUGGUGUGGCCUGAUAAUUAUUGUUAGUUUUAUCAUAUUCAUGGAAAAGUACAAUCUAUCCUGGACAGAGACACCAAUUUUUGAUGAAAUACUCCUGUUCUGAAAGUGUGCUGUAUAUAAUGUGCUUGCACAGAUUCCCAGUUCAGAGGAUUAUGAAGAUCAUUAUUUAAAGCACACAGUACCCCAGGCUCUGUUUAAGAUAACAAAAUUUUAUGCUGAAAUUAGGAAAUUGGUUCUAGUCACUUGGCCUGUGUUUAGAUAUCAUGAGAUCAGGUUAAAACACCUGUAAUUUUAACCCCCCCCCCUUUUCAUAUCAUUCUGAGACAUGAGGAAGAGAGAGAGAGUAACCAGUGUAGAAAUGCAUAUGAUUUAUUGUUGUUAUUUUGAACAAUUCAUGGUUGUGUUUCAUAUGUUUGUAAAAUAUUUUCACUUUAUAUAUAUAUAUAGAUUAAAAUAUGGGAGUGAUGUUUUAUGUUUAUCAUAGUCACUUUUCCAUAGAUUUGUCCUUAUGAUUCCCACCAAAUUAAAACUUUAUAUAAUACAUUGAUUUAAAAUAAAAUUUUUAUUUUCAUAUUUAACACAAGUUAAGAAACACUUAAAUAACAAGGUCAUUUUUAAACUUUUAUAA
Messenger RNA from Saccostrea echinata, 2965 nucleotides. RefSeq names its product bone morphogenetic protein receptor type-1B-like. Lineage: Eukaryota; Metazoa; Mollusca; Bivalvia; Ostreida; Ostreidae. Bases 21 to 1625 code for a protein of 534 amino acids. The record is from RefSeq and is a predicted model, not a curated record. Gene Ontology annotation, molecular function: transforming growth factor beta receptor activity, type I; ATP binding; SMAD binding. Gene Ontology annotation, cellular component: signaling receptor complex; plasma membrane. The transcript has 11 exons. Gene Ontology annotation, biological process: protein phosphorylation; BMP signaling pathway; cellular response to growth factor stimulus.